This is a messenger RNA of Zea mays, 2165 nucleotides long. Its product is annotated as putative RING zinc finger domain superfamily protein. The record is from RefSeq and is marked provisional. NCBI's taxonomy places the organism in Eukaryota, Viridiplantae, Streptophyta, Magnoliopsida, Poales, Poaceae.
CGCCGAGGACGAGGACCCCCCGACAACUUACCCGGGGGGCAGCUACAUUUAUACAAAGUCGACGACGGCAAGAGGAUAAACGAGUCGAGGAGAAAGGAACAACCUUAACCGGAGCCCCCGUUCCCGCUAGGUAGAUUAAAAGUUAUCUCAGGUGCUUCACUAGGAAAAAAUGAAGUACCUUAGUUAAGUUUUGUAACAAGGAUAUUUGAUCAGUGCAUGUCAAAGGAGGGUAUCAAACCAACGUGUCAUAUGACUGUCUAGCUUAUGAAUGUUGCUCCUGUUUUAUCACCCCUGAAGGCCAAGCACACAAUCAUCCUUUAUUGAUGGCUCACACUGGAAACUUGAGCCAGCGUGAUCACACAAUCGAUAUACCAAUGAGUGAUGGUAUGACCGCAUCAACAUCUCACCAGGAUGAUCAUAGUGGCUCGGAUGAGCUGCAUCGCAGCAGAGGUCCUUCGAAUGAAGUUUCACCAAGCCCAGAUACAUCUUCCGGUACAAACGAUGUAUCUAACUCUCACAAUGCAUCCUCAGCAAGAAUAGAUCGAGGCCACCGUCAACAGAACCCUUUGAAUUCUGGCUUCUGGAUCUCAAUCGAACUUAUUGUAAAUCUUAGUCAGAUUGUAGCAGCUGUUGUUGUUCUGUCAGUAUCAAGGAACGAGCACCCACAGGCUCCAUUGUUUACAUGGCUUCUUGGCUAUACAAUAGGUUGUAUUGCUAUUCUUCCGCAUCUUUACUGGCGUUAUCUUCACCGCAAUCGCCUAGACAUGGAGCAGGAGAUGCCACCCCAAAGGUCGCCAGGAAUGAACAUAUCCGAGAUUAAUUCUUAUGCUGUCGUUUCAUCUCCUCAUGCAUCAGAAGCUGUGGAAGGUGCCAACAGUACUGGAGUCUCAAGAACUAACUUACCAAUGGCAAGUCCAAGGUUUUACGCAAUGGUUGCCUGCUUUAAAUUGGUGUUGGAUUGUUUCUUUGCCGUCUGGUUUGUUGUGGGAAAUGUGUGGAUGUUUGGUAGCCGUUCUUCUGCCCAUGACGCUCCUAACCUAUACAGGAUCUGUCUAGUGUUCCUUGCGUUUGGCUUCAUUGGCUACGCGUUGCCUUUCAUUUUAUGUACAAUGAUAUGCUGCUGCCUGCCCUGUAUAAUCUCCGUUCUGGGCGUCCAUGAGGAUUUGGAUAUGAACAGAGGCGCUACCACAGAGGCAAUCAAUACCUUGGUGGCAUACAAGUUCCAAUCAAAGAGGGUUCAUGAUGGGGAUGUGGGAGGAGAUGGUGGUGGAGUCUUGGCAGCUGGAACUGACAAAGAGCGAACUAUUUCUGCAGAAGAUGCUAUUUGCUGCAUCUGCUUGUCAAAGUUCUCAAACAACGAAGACCUGCGCGAACUUCCCUGUGCACAUGUCUUCCACAUGGAAUGCAUAGAUAAAUGGCUCCAGAUAAACGCGUUGUGCCCUCUAUGCAAGGCUGAGAUAGGGGGAUCAAAAGCAACAAGUAAUCCAGAGAGUGGCUCUGUGGAUCCCGACAACAACAACAAUAGAGUAGACAACGACGUGGAGUCACAACGGUAGUUGUUGUCUGCUCUCUUGGCCUUUCCAAUGAGCAUGAAGAUGACGGAGGGGCUCUUUGAUGCGGUCUAAUUAAACUGACAAUCAUAUAACAAACUACAAGUAGGAAAGUUACACACUAUAUGGUCCAACAAGUCCUCUUUUUUCCUGAUGGUUUUGUUUCAUCUUACCAAUAUAGUAUUUCCUGCCUCAGUGCAGAGCAGUGUGUUCAACAUUGUUCUUGGCCGAAACAUUUUCGCUUAGGAACCAUGGAUGCUGGUAGUGGUGGCCACCUAAGAUGACCCCACUGUGUUGGUGGUUGAUGCUAUGUUGCUAACCUCCUUGCUGUCAGGAUUUGCCUGGUGAUUGUCUCCUUGUAUAGAAAAUGUUACCUGAUCAGCUGGUGGCACCGCUGCAGCUCCUGUAAUGGUUUACCUUGUACAUUGCAUAGGUUCAUGUAUAUAUAUGCUAGGUCCUUGGUACAUGCCUGCAAGGUACAGUUCCAUUCUGUUCGAGAGAUGUACUUAUGCACACGGGUGUCUGUAACAUCGAUGCAAUAAUGACCGGGUGACUGUAAGUGCACAUACAAAUAUAUCUAUCCAUGAUAUAUAGAAAAGAGCACAUCAAUCCGUG